Molecule: messenger RNA, 585 nt
Organism: Quercus lobata
Lineage: Eukaryota; Viridiplantae; Streptophyta; Magnoliopsida; Fagales; Fagaceae
Exons: 1
Coding region: 1-585 (194 amino acids)
Source: RefSeq, a predicted model, not a curated record
AUGAAUAUUUUGAUAUGGAAUUGUAGGGGAGCUAUGAAACCCCUCUUUAGGAAGACUGUUAUGGACCUGGUUGCUUGGCAUUCUCCUAUCAUCAUGGUGAUUAUGGAAACAAGAUUAAGUGGUGCGAGGGCUAUGGAGAUAAUAGAAACUCUCCCUUUUGAUGGGGUUGAAGUGACUGACACCAUUGGGUAUGCAAGAGGUAUUUGGUUGCUUUGGAGUUCGAAUGCGGUGCAUGUGGACAUUCUGGCAACAACCGAGCAGGAGAUUCAUGCUAUUAUCCGGGUAAGAUCUCAAUCCCUUAACUGGUUAAUUAGUGCUAUUUAUGGUAGCCCUAGAUUUACAGAAAGAUGUGUUCUUUGGGAGAAUUUAAAAAUGUUAGCAAAUAUUCAUGAUCUUCCUUGGGCCUUUAUGGGAGAUUUUAAUGAAGUACUCUCAGAGGAGGAAAAAUCCGGUGGGAACCCGGUUUGUAUGAGGAGGGUUAGAGCAAUAAAAGAGUGUAUUGAUGCUUGUCCUGUGAUGGAUUUGGGCUUCUCAGGACCAAAGUAUACGUGGUCCAAUAAAAGGGAGACUGGUGAUUUAAUUUAG